Molecule: messenger RNA, 749 nt
Organism: Zingiber officinale
Lineage: Eukaryota; Viridiplantae; Streptophyta; Magnoliopsida; Zingiberales; Zingiberaceae
Exons: 1
Coding region: 146-607 (153 amino acids)
Source: RefSeq, a predicted model, not a curated record
CCAUCUCCCAAGCAUUCAAUUCCUCGUCGCCGGUUACGUCCGCCAAACUACUCGUUGAUUUCUUUAGCAUCCUCGACUUGCCGUUUUCCUUCUUCAUCUUCUUAAUUCACAGAUUUAAUUUGAUCAAUCCAUUCGAGCCGCCACCAUGCUGAGCAAGCGAAGCGGCGCCGCGGCUAGCAGCCUCAUAAGCCGGUGCUUGAAGGCGCCGGCGCGCGUGCUGCACCGGGUGUGCGACCUCUACGUGAGCGGCAUCACCAGCUGCGGUACCAAGAUGAGCUACGGCGGCGCGGUCGGAUUAGGCCAGCAGGCCGCGUCCAUGCUUCCCCGGAGCUUCAGCGUCCAGUCCGGGAGGUCCAGCGUCUCCGGCGACGAGGACUUCCGUGACCUCGUCAUGGCUGCAAAGGGGACGUCGUCGGUGCCGCCGCCGCCGCCGCAGCCGGCGGUGGUUCCGAGGAGCCGGACCGUGGCGAUUGGGAGGAUCGACGAGGAUAAGCCGUGCGUGUUCGAGGAAGACCUAGUGCGUGGUUCCGAUUAUCUGUUCCCGAGGAGCCGGAGUUACGCGGUGACGGCGGCGGCCAAGGGGAGGCGAAUUGGGUCGUUUGUCUGAUCGUCCACGUCGAAUUGUGUUCCUUGAAGUGUAUUCUUUUGUUUAUGGAUUAUUUGUGCACAGAGUGGUGGCUGUGGUGUAUGAAUUGAGCACAAUUAAGUGUUUGUUGAAUUUAUAAAAACAAAGAACAAAAAAUUAUACA